UUUACAGCAAAAUGGGAUGCUCCUUUACCUCCACCGAGAACAACAGAUGGUCAAGGAGAACAGCAAACACCAGAUGUUCUUGUUCUUGUGUUUGUGUAUGGCGCAGAAGCUUUAUAUGCUUGCUCCGUAAUCUUCUUCUCUCUUUACCAUAGCAGCGUCACAGCGCCACUCUCAGGUGUGGCGUAUAUACUGCAGCGUUUUCAGGCGUUAGUGGUUCUGUUCUACACGGACUUUUCCUGAAACGACCCCGUGUUUACGGAAAACGUUUUCAAAACGAAACUGAAAUAUGAGGUUUUCGUCUCCCUGUGGACAAGGCCUAAAGGGAAGAGGACUUUCCAGCUUAUCAGCAUCUCUGAUGGUACUGGGUGUCUAUGGUGUGGGCAGCUUGGGAAGGAACUAUCAAUGCUGAAAAGUAUUUAGAGGUUUAAGAGCAACAUAUGCUCACAUCCAGGCAAUGUGUCUUUCAAGGAAGGCUUCCAUAUUAUAGCAAGAUGCUUAAUCCACAUCAAUUACAAGAGCAUGGCUUUAAAGCAGGAGAGUCCAGGUUCUGAGCUGGCCCACCUGCGGUGUGUGGACUUGUUUAGCCUGCUGCUACUCCAACUCAGUCCUGGAUAAGCAGAAGAAGGUGGAUGAAUGGACAUAAACGGGCAAAGAACCACACAUGGUCACUUCAUCAACCUUGAUCUUAUACUAUAAUAAUGAAAAAGAUAUUUAGAGGUGUGUCCUUCAGCAUUGACGUCAAGAAAUUCAGAAUUUGAGUUGCACUAUAAUCUGCAUGUUUUGCUGUAAAUAACAUGCUGCAGUAUACUCUGCUUAUGAAAAAUAGUCCGCCUCUGCAAACUUCUUCCAGGAGCUCUGACGUAUAAAGAGUGUUUACAGUCAUACAAUCAUGUUCACAGUAAGGAACCUUGACUUGGUAUCAGCUUGUCUCCUCUGCAGCUUCUUUUGGAUCGUCUCAGGCUCUGAGAAUAACACUCUGGAGGUCUGGUCUGGUGAAGACGUCACUCUGCAUUGCUCCAACUUCUCCAGUUUCCACACUUGGAUGUUCUGGUUUAAAGUGGUCAACGGAAGCGAGCCUCACUGUGUUUGCAAUAUGUACACGUAUGGUGCACCUGUUAAUUUCUGCAGGGGAUUCACAAAGGGGAAAUUUGAAAUGACAUCAAAUAUCUCGACUGUCUUUCUCAAAAUCAGAGAGGUGAAUUCGUCCGACUCUGGGAUGUAUUUUUGUGGCUUUACUGAGGGCAGUGAUCCUAAGAUUAUUGAUCCUACAUUUUUGGUGGUGCAUGAUGAUCCAGAUGUAGAAGCAAGGAAGAUGUUCCUGAUCCUGGCCGUUGUCCUCGCACUGAUCAUCGUGUGUCUGGCUGUUGAAAUUAUACGGCUUCAGGGAGCUCUGCCUGAAGGUGAGCGAACAUGCCCAUGUUGUUUCUGUUUUGGCGCUGACAGUGAAGAAGAGAGCGUUUCAUCGGAAGCUCUGCCUGAAGAUGACCGCACAUGUUGUUUCUGUUUUGGAGCUGACAGUGAAGAACAGAGCGAGAGUCCAGGCUCAGACCACCUGAACCAUGUCCCCGUGACUUUUCUUCCAAGAGCAGAGAGAAAUCACAUACCUGCUUUCAACUAUGAGGAGGAAUUACUUUAUGUAAAUACGGCCACCAGAUGGACCCAGGAAGUGCCUGGGACUGCAGCUUUACAAGGCACUGAUGCUUCAUUAUUAAUGUAUUUUAAAUGACUACUGUUUAACUGGUUCUACUCAGCCUCUUUAUUUUAUCUGCUCAUACUUCUUUCUCUGACGUAUUUCUGUAGUCUCCACCUGCAUGUGAGAGACUUCUACUGGUAUUUCUGUCCUGUGAUCAGGGUGCAAUGUCUUGUAUUAAAAAGGAGGCCUCCCAUA
This is a messenger RNA of Cheilinus undulatus (humphead wrasse), 1888 nucleotides long. RefSeq lists its product as uncharacterized. Bases 890 to 1726 code for a protein of 278 amino acids. Gene Ontology annotation, biological process: response to bacterium. The transcript is spliced from 6 exons. The record is from RefSeq and is a predicted model, not a curated record. NCBI's taxonomy places the organism in Eukaryota, Metazoa, Chordata, Actinopteri, Labriformes, Labridae.